Molecule: messenger RNA, 4205 nt
Organism: Daphnia pulex (common water flea)
Lineage: Eukaryota; Metazoa; Arthropoda; Branchiopoda; Diplostraca; Daphniidae
Product: mucin-5AC-like
Exons: 22
Coding region: 163-3921 (1252 amino acids)
Biological process (GO): homophilic cell-cell adhesion
Cellular component (GO): membrane
Molecular function (GO): calcium ion binding
Source: RefSeq, a predicted model, not a curated record
AUCAUUUAGUUUUUGUCUUUUGGAUAUAUCGUUAGAAACUUUGCGCGUUGUUUUUUACGCCCAUCUUCAUGCGGUUAUCCUUCUGAAUCGUGAUUAAAGAAAAGCCUUGCGCAGCUUUCAGUGUACAAACACGUUACGUUUUGUUUUAUUUUUUUGUUUACCAUGAAAAGUGACGCUUACGUUUUGGUAACGGGACUGAUGAUUGCUGCCCUCGCCAGUCUGCCGGAAGUCCAGUCUCAAGAUUGCGUUUUCAUUUCUGAGAUGCAGGUCAUAAUACCGUCGGGAGAGACGGAGAGUGUGACAAUCGAUGAAACUGAACAAAAAGACAAAGUUAUUUUGAGUCUAACAACUUCUUCUGGAAACGUUAGUUGCUUGGAUGAAGGAACUCCUUUCUCUAAAUAUAUUGAAUAUUUGCACACUGCAAAUACCAAUUUGAAAUUCUCCAUAAAAAAGGAAAUUGGUGACGACCUUGACGACGGCAACGUAAAUAAGGAAGGGGUAUUGCUAGGACGGUGUACACUGUCCUGUCCCCAAGUAACCGUCCCCACCUUAUUAUUUAUCGCUGUCACCAUUACUCCUGUAAAUACCCAAUCGCCAAAGUUCAAUGCCAGUUCAGUAGAAUUGACUUUGGACGAAAAUUUUCCUAAAGGGUUAGACUUUAGUUAUCUAAUUGUUGAAGCCCUUGGUGGACCGCUUACCGUCUCUGACAAAGAUCUCCCUUCUCAAAAUCUUAAAUUUGGUGUCAGCGAUGAGCGAUUCAAAGUAUUGGAGAACGAGACGAAACGCACAGAGUACAAUGAUACGCAAGGCUAUCUACGAUUCACGUAUGAGCCUCGCAUUGCUGUCAAGUCACAGUUAAAUUCGUCUGAAAGUCCAAUUACAUUCAACUUAAUUGCAACGGACACAGGGAAUCCUUCAAAGGAAAGUCUAUUCCCCAUUACAGUGAAUAUAGUUCCUCAAGAUGUCCGUGAUCCCGAGUUUGAAAAGCCCUAUUAUACGUCCGCCAUCCCGGAUUCUUCAUUCACAGGAAUUCUUCCGGUAAAACCUAAUAUUCUCGCUAGAGACGGAGAUACAAUAAUCGACAUCCAACUACGUUAUGAAAUUGUCGAUAAAGGUGGGCUCAACGUUAAACUAAAAAACACGCAACCCGAUAAAGGAGUUCCCAUAGAAAUUGAAUUAACUACAGCAGUGGAAGGAACACCAACCGACAAAAUGCGAUACAUCGUGAUUAAAGCAAUACAAACCGAUGAUGACAGUCGGUCCGAAACGGUCGCCCUUGCCGUCGAACUUCCACAAGCCGUGGUAACUACGACUACGAUAACGUCAACGUUGGCAACUUGCCCACCACCAACUUGCCCGACGUCUACCACACCAAGUGAGACUACGACUACACCAUCGUGUACAACUCCGAUUACUACUCCUACCACCCAACAAACUUGUGCAUCCUGUCCGCCGUGCACCACAGUAUCUACCGACAUCUCAACAUCCUGCCCGACAUUCGAUCCGACUACUGACUGUCCAACAGGUAGCCCAACCAGCGACACAGUUUCCCCAUUGACGACCGAUCUUGUACAGACUACUACCGUAAAUCCAACCUCAACAUCUCCAAACAGUCCCACAACCAAUAACCCUAAUGUUUCCACAACCACUAUAUGCAUGACUACUUAUUCAACUACCGAAACAGGUACUAGCAGUAGUAGCAAUUGUCCGGCUUGUCCGGUAACAACCGAGUCGGUAACAACCUGUCCGACAGAGUGCCCAACCUGUCCGUCAGAGUGCCCAACUACUCCAGAGUGUUUAACCACUCAGACAGAGUGUCCAACCUAUCCAACAGUUCCGACAACGUGUCCAACGAUUGCGUGUCCAACAGAAAAUACCCCCGUUACAUCUUCACCUACUACACCAAGCCCACCGACCAGUACAGAUUCAACUUCAUGCCCAAUUGUAACUUGCCCAGCACCCAAUACUACGACUAGUCCUUUGAUAUGCGACUGUACAACAACCCCUGUUGCAGCGACGUGCCCCACUACAACCGCACCGCCAGCGGAUUCUACGGUCCACUUCGAAAAACAACAAUAUGCGUCUGAAAUCUUAGAAAAUUCUCCGGUGAACACCUUUAUUGUCGAGCUAAGUGCCACGACCACCACGUCCAAUGAAAAACCGGAAUACAGUUUGGAAAAAGGUUACGACGCAAAAUAUUUUCAAGUUGAUCCCAAAACGGGAAUUGUCACGACCGCCCAAUCUCUUCCAGUCGGCGAUUACCUUGUGGACGCCAUCGCUCAAAUUCCUAGCGGUGACAAGGAUCGUGCUCGGAUCGUCAUCUCGGUGGUUGCGGGGAUCUCGUGCAAUGGGACCCAGUUCGGCUCGCCUCUCUACGACUUCCCGGUUGCGGAACGCACGACAGGAAUAGUCGGUCACGUUGAUUUGCGAUCGACCGAUACCAAUACUGACGACUACACCCUGUCUAUCAGUUCGUGCAGCCCCCCGUCCAUGACAGAUUCUUUCGACGUCAACCAAAAUGGAGACGUAGUUGUUGUGAGUCCGUUCAAUUGGACAAACGACAGGACGCGCAUCGUUCUGACAAUAUCGGCCGAAAAUCUAGUCAAUGCUAGGAUGACCCCCAUUUCGACUAUCGUCAACAUCGACGUGUUGGAUAUCAACGAAGCGCCGCAAUUCACCAGUUACGGUUCUUCUCUCCUGAUUGGCUAUCCGGACCGGACCUAUUUCGAUCCUUCUGUCCAAAUGCCACUCAUCACAGUCAAAGCGUACGAUGGUGACCAAGUAGAAAAUGCCACUCUGACUUAUCACGUCAUGAACGAAUUCGAAGUCUUCGACAUGGAUUUGCUGGCAGGUUCUCUGUUUGUCAAAGGCGUCGAUACUUUAAAUUGGGAAACGAGCCGCACCGUUCAAAUCGCCGCCAGGGAUAAACACGGUCUGCAGGGGACUCUCAACAUAACUGUCAAACCGUUGAGCGAUAAUUUCAUCACGCUAAUGAAUGCCAAAAGUCAAUCAGAUUCCCUGACAGAUGAGACGGUGGCCACUGAUAUGAGCCGCAUUCUCGGGUGUCAGGUAGUCGUGUUACGUAUGGAAAAGAGUCCCGCACUUUCUGCUCGUGUCACGCCAUCAGCACUCGAAGGUUACAACUACAAAAUAACUCUUUACGCCCUUAAUAAAACGACAUUUAUCACGAGAGACGAAUUCACUCAAAAAUUCAAUCAAGCAAAUGUUGCGGGAUUAAACUGGACCGUGGACGAGAAUUUAGGUCUUUCUGCCCCGCAAGAAUACCAAGUCGAAUCGAAGAUCGACACCUUGUCUCAAGAAGUGCAAAGUUACACGAUCGCCACCGCCGUCUUGGGCGCAUUGCUCGGCUUGGCCCUGGUUGCCGUCGUCGUCUACUUGGUUUACGUCAAGAAAUUCAAGGCGGAACGUCCUUGGAGCAAAGCUGUCGGAGCCGCAUCAUUGGACGUAGACAAGAAACACUGGGACCAGCGAUCGUUUGCUCGAUCGAGCGUUCAAGAUGAUGAAGCAUCCGAAGGGCAGGUCGAUAUCUACAACAGGGAAUUUUAUGGGGAAACCUUCAAAGCUUCAUCGACACCCGUCAUUCGCUUCAGUAUAGAAAAACCUGUUGUUGAUAAAACUGUGCAACCGACUCAGACAAAGACUGUCGAAGAGGAAGCGUACUGUCCACCGACCCCACUGCCGAAGAAAAGCAUUUUAAAAGAUCCGAACAGCACCACGGAUAAGAGCAGCAAACAGAAAACGAAUGUCGAGAGCAAGUUAGAGGACACUGCUGGCGUCAAGUUCAGUCCGACUCCGGAAGUGAUUCAAGUGGCGGCAACAGCGUCUGAAAUCCAAGAGGUUGACCUCGAUAAGAGCAACAAAGACGACGACGACGACGAGUUCUUGAUUGAAGAGUUCUAAUUUUUCUAUUGAAAAGAAAAACAUGACACACAAUUUUUUUUAUUUUAUCUAUCUACUACCUUUUCUACGUAUGUAUAAUACGUCUGUGUUGGUUUAUUUUUAUUUUUUUAUUUUCUUUUCGCCUUGGACCUUGGCCGAUUCCGUCGACGGAAGAGGCCACGAAUAACGCACCGACCCAACACUAUUUUGACUUUGAAUUUAACCACACGCUGCCUUAUACGGGGGCCCAACUGUAAUAUUUACUCUAUUAUAUAGACAAGACACUUAGAGUGUAUAGAACUUUG